Chinchilla lanigera (long-tailed chinchilla) is the source of this 2862-nucleotide messenger RNA. RefSeq names its product N-acylsphingosine amidohydrolase (acid ceramidase) 1 (gene Asah1). The record is from RefSeq and is a predicted model, not a curated record. Gene Ontology annotation, cellular component: lysosome. NCBI's taxonomy places the organism in Eukaryota, Metazoa, Chordata, Mammalia, Rodentia, Chinchillidae. Bases 476 to 1663 code for a protein of 395 amino acids. The transcript is spliced from 14 exons. Gene Ontology annotation, biological process: fatty acid metabolic process. Gene Ontology annotation, molecular function: fatty acid amide hydrolase activity; N-acylsphingosine amidohydrolase activity.
CGCCUCACUUCGCGCAGCUCUGCGCGGAGGGAAGGAGCGGCACGUUACGUCUGAGGCUCGAAGUCCGUUCCGCGGCCCUGGGCACCGAGCGGCACUGGCCGGGACGUCGCCCGGGUUCGCUCACGGGCCCGGCCCGGAGACACCAGACGCCCGCUCGCGCCGCCCGCCACCGUUCGGCGAGCACCCACCUCCCCGGGGCACGACUUCCGCCAUUUGCUUGGCCCCGCCCUCUGGGGCGGGGCCGAGGCUCGGCCCGACCACUCCUCGAGGGGCGUGGGGGAGACGCCGAGCAGCAGCGCCGUCCCGCCCGAGCGCUGACGCUCACGCUGCGCCCGCUCCCCACCCCCUCCCCUGCCGCCUCGCGUGGUGCUGUCCGUUCGCAGUCGCGCUGCUGCGGGCCCGGCCUGGUCCCCGCCCAGGUGAAGCGGCCGGCUUCCCCGAGGAAGUGAGGAUCGGCCGGGCGGCUGCAGGAAGGAUGCGGAGCUGGGGUCGCCUCAUCCUUGUCCUUCUGGCCGCGGCGGUCGCGGGCGCCUCAGCGCAGCACGCGCCACCGUGGACAGAAGACUGCAGAAAAUCAACUUAUCCUCCUUCUGGACCAACCUACAGAGGACCAGUUCCAUGGUAUACCAUAAACCUUGAUUUACCACCCUACAAAAGAUGGCAUGAAUUAAUGGCUGACAAGGGACCAAUGCUAAAGAUAAUAGUGAAUUCCAUAAAGACUAUGGUGAAUACAUUCGUGCCAAGUGGAAAAGUUAUGCAGAUGGUGGAUCAGAAGUUGCCUGAUCUACUUGGUCAGUUUUCUGAUCCUUAUGAAGAAGAAAUGAAAGGAAUUGCAGAUGUUACUGAGAUACCUUUAGGAGAGAUUAUUUCAUUCAACAUCUUUUAUGAAUUGUUUACCAUGUGCACCUCAAUAAUAACUGAAGACCAGAAAGGUCAUCUACUACAUGUUAGAAACAUGGAUUUUGGAAUAUUUCUUGGGUGGAACAUAAAUAAUAAUACCUGGGUCAUAACUGAGCAACUCAAACCUUUGUCAGUGAAUCUGGACUUCCAAAGAAACAAUAAAACUGUCUUCAAGGCUACAAGCUUUGCUGGCUAUGUGGGCAUGUUAACAGGAUUCAAACCAGGAAAGUUUAGUCUUACACUGAAUGAACGUUUCAGCAUGAAUGGUGGUUAUCUGGGUCUCCUAGAAUGGAUUUUGGGAAAGAAAGAUGCCACAUGGAUAGGGUUUAUCACUAGAUCAGUUCUGGAAAACAGUACAAGCUAUGAAGAAGCCAAGAAUAUAUUGGCCAAGACCAAAUUGUUGGCCCCAGCGUACUUUAUUCUGGGAGGUAACCAGUCUGGGGAGGGGUGUGUGAUUACACGAGAAAGAAAAGACUCCUUGGAUGUAUACGAACUUAAUCCUAAGCAGGGUAGAUGGUACGUGGUACAAACAAAUUACGACCGAUGGAGAAAACCCUUAUUCCUUGAUGAUCGCAGAACACCUGCACAGAUGUGUCUAAGACGCACAACCCAAGAGAAUCUCUCAUUUGCAACCUUAUAUGAUAUUCUAUCAACAAAACCUGUCCUCAACAAGCUAACUGUAUUUACAACCUUGAUGGAUGUUACAGACCAUCACUUUGAGGCUUACCUUCGGGACUGCCCCGACCCUUGUAUGGGCUGGUGAGCACACAUGGGCCUGUGGAAUAUGCCAAGACGUGUUGGCAUCCCAUCCGGCGUGGCUGACCAGCGCAGCUGUCUGAAUUUUCUCUGAAGGCUAAAGACUCUAAGCUGGUUCUAAGUCAUGAGCUUGCCUUUCUCAGUGUAUUUACAAUUAGCAGACUGUUUUUGCUAUAACAAUUGCUUCUUCUUAUUUACAGGUUACUUCUUUAAGUGAAGUAAAACAGUCUUCUAGAAUUUGCUGAGAUUCAUUUCACUUUGACAUUUGGAGAUAGGGAUGAGCAAUUAAACCACCUCCAUGGAAUUUCAAAUCAAGACUCUGUAUAGGCAUUUAUUUAAACUAGUAACCCCAUGUGGCUAAUGUAAAAGUAAAUAGUCCACAUUAUUCAGUUUUUCACAUUUAUCAACAUAGUUGUAUAUUUUUCUGGGUAGUACAAUUUUUCUUCCAGCUACUAAGAAAAUCAGUAUAUUAUUGCAUUGCUGUUAUUGACAGCAGUAUAAUUUCACUCCAUUUGACUGGGAAGAUGAGACAGACAUUUAGUACUUCCAUAAUGGGCAGUAAAUGCAUCUUUGACUGUAAAGAUUAGUUUUGGGGGUUCAUGAAAUAAUUAAUAGCCAAGGCAGUUUUUUAUAGAAAGAAUUGAACCACUUCCUUUUCUGCAGUUAUUCUACCGCCCAAUAACCCAGGAAGUUGCAAAAUUAAAAAACCUGAGUCCAAGCUGGGCAUGGGGGCACAUGCCUACAAUGCCAACACUCUUGGGGUCUGAGGCAAGAGAAUCAAGUUUGAGCCCAGCCUGACAACUUCAUGACUCAGCAAGACUCUGUGUCACAAAGGCCCUGGGUUCAGCCCCCAGUACCAAACAAAACAACCAAAACUGAGCCCGACUCUGUGAGCUGGUAAAUGAACUUCAAAACUUGAAAAUAGGAAAUAGUACGUAAAGCAGUGAAUUUAAAUUUUCACAAGUAUCACUGAUUUAAUACAUAGGUUUUUAGUUUGUCUUUCUGAUCAACAUGUAUUUUUUAAAAACUUUUAGUACAAUUAUUAAAAAUAUUUUUCAGAAAUCAGUAUUUAUAAAAACACUAACAGAAUUUGUUCAUCUUUCACAAUUAACUGACACAUGGCAUUUGUGCAAGACCGUGUCCACUUCAUUUUGUGUCGUCUCAGUUGUAUCAUGACGUGCAAUAAACAUGUCUGUCAGCACUUAG